AUGGCCUGGCCCCUGCCGCUCACCUUUGGUUGCAUCAACCUCCUCUGCCUGCUGCUCCCAAGCACACUGUCCAGCAGCCUGGAUGGAAGCCAAUGGCCUGUCCCACUCAGGGUGCCCCCAGCCCUGACCUCUUCCAGUGGCCUGGGGCCUGGACACGCUGCGGGUAAGCCUGUGAUGUGGAAGCUACACCAGGCCCUCCAGCCACAGGGGGGCGCCGACGAAGACGAAGCCCCAGCCAUGGCCCAGCGUCUCCAGGGUGGUGGCUCCCUGCGACACUUGGGCUUCCGCAGGUCCCUAGCCCAGCACGCGCAACGGGGCUGUAUGCUGAGCACCUGCCAGGUGCAGAACCUCAACCACCGCCUGUGGAAGCUGUUUAACCCAGGGAACUCACAGGACACAGUCCCCGUGGACCUCAGCAGCGCCAACAGCUUCGGCUGAGGUGGAGCAGGACGUACCUCUGCCCAUCCCGGCUGGGAUGCUGCCCCCCACCCCCAGUCCCAGAGCUGCACCUGGGCCCCCAGCCUCCACCCAGCCCCCUGGACCUCCUGCAAACAGCCUUAACCAGAAAGCAUGCAGGCCCCCAAGGCCACUCCCACCCCACCCCACACCCACCCGGUCCCGUAGCACGCAACCUUGACUGGCUUUGGACAUGGAAGGCCACGCACAUGUGUCAACCCGAGUAGAUCUGCAGUGAGCCUGGUCUCCGGAAAGGGACUUCAGAGGGGCAGGGGCGGCCCAAGUAUGUGGAGCAGGAGACCCAGGGCCACGCUGGGCCAGGAGAUGGGCCAGUGUGGCCCCUUCCCCUCUGGUCUGGAGUUAUCAGAUUAAACCCUGGCU
This is a messenger RNA of Hyaena hyaena (striped hyena), 837 nucleotides long. It is a transcript of the gene ADM2, whose product is annotated as adrenomedullin 2. Gene Ontology annotation, biological process: positive regulation of heart rate; adenylate cyclase-activating G protein-coupled receptor signaling pathway; regulation of systemic arterial blood pressure. The transcript has 2 exons. Bases 1 to 438 code for a protein of 145 amino acids. The record is from RefSeq and is a predicted model, not a curated record. Lineage: Eukaryota; Metazoa; Chordata; Mammalia; Carnivora; Hyaenidae.